Molecule: messenger RNA, 2541 nt
Organism: Pseudovirgaria hyperparasitica
Lineage: Eukaryota; Fungi; Ascomycota; Dothideomycetes; Acrospermales; Acrospermaceae
Product: IdgA domain-containing protein
Exons: 5
Coding region: 47-2431 (794 amino acids)
Molecular function (GO): kinase activity; pseudouridylate synthase activity
Source: RefSeq, a predicted model, not a curated record
GCACACCAAACAUCCAUUCUCUUCCUGAUUGGGUGCCAUAUCAAUUAUGGCUAUGUUUGGGGUCUUUGGACGGACAUCAGCCCUACGCUGUACUGUCAGGCAGGCAUCAUCCAUCCGUUGGCGGCAUGCUAGCACAAAGAACAACAGUUUUAUUCGGGUGCAUGAUGAAGUGAGAGAAGCAUUGAAUUCAGGCAAACCAGUUGUGGCUUUGGAGACCACUAUAUAUACGCACGGCUUCCCAUAUCCAGACAAUGUUGCAUUAGCAUCGCAUCUAGAAAGUAUAGUCCGCGUGAAUGGUGGUGUCCCAGCAACUAUAGGAGUCAUUGAUGGAGUAGCCCGUGUUGGCCUUGAUGCAGAAGAGCUCAUCCGACUAACUGCGUCUGCCGGGAAAGACACGACUUUGAAGCUCUCUAGACGUGAUUUAAGUUAUGUUUGUGGAAUGAGACUUGUCGGCAAGAAUUUCAAUGGAGGUACGACAAUAGCUGGAACCAUGGUUCUGGCCCAUUUAGCUGGUAUCAAGGUUUUCGCAACUGGGGGACUAGGUGGUGUCCAUCGUGGCGCUGAGUCGUCCAUGGAUAUAUCAGCAGAUCUGACAGAACUCGGCAGGACCCCUGUAGCAGUGGUCAGUAGUGGGUGCAAGAGUUUCCUGGACAUAGGACGGACGAUUGAAUAUCUAGAGACUGAAGGCGCAGGGGUCGGCACAUUCGCCGAUGGACGACAGGGAAAUGUCGAUUUUCCGGCGUUUUGGUCUCGUGAUAGCGGUGUGAAAAGCCCGGUCACAAUUCAAGAUGAAAUCGAGGCUGCUGCCAUCAUACAUGCUCAAAAUUCACUUGGAAUCAAGUCUGGCCUUGUCUUUGCAAAUCCUAUCCCUGAAGAAUUCCAGAUUCCGAAGGCAGAGAUGGACUUGGUGAUUGCGGAAGCCAUCAAGGAAGCUGAGGCCGCAGGGGCAUAUGGAAACGCUAAUACGCCAUACAUUCUGAACAAAAUCAAGGAGUUGACCAAGGGGAACAGCAUACCUGCGAACAGAGCUCUCAUCGAAUCCAACGUAAGACGUGGUACAAUCGUAGCCCGGGAACUUGGUCUAUUAGAAGCAAAUGAGAGGGGAGCCGAGACUGGUGUUUCAAAUACGUUCAUGCCGUCUACUACGUCUACUGUCUCUGUUGCUUCUACGCCAAGUUCAUCUUCUUCAUCUGAGAUACCUGUAACACCUCUUGAAGCUGCUGAAACUGCGAACACUGAAGUCAUUGUUGCUGGUGCUCUAGCCGUAGAUUUUGCCUGCGAUUAUACCCCUUUCUCCGGUACUCCCUCUGAGACGAGCACCACACCUCAACUUCAUACCUCUAACCCAUCUCGCAUCACUCAAACCCUCGGCGGUGUAGGUCACAACAUUGCCAAAGCUCUCCACUACCUAGGUAGCUCAGUCUCCCUCUGCACCGCCAUCGGCGAUGACUUAAGCGGCCAUGCCGCAGUUGUACAACUACAGUCCCAAAAGUUCAGCACAGAAGGCAUCAAAACACUCUCCUCCGCCUCCUCCGCCCGCACAGCCCAAUACAUCGCCGUCAAUGACGCCAAUAAAGACCUCAUGCUCGCCAUGGCCGACAUGACCAUCCUCGAGGACAUCCCGUCAGCAUCAAUCCCCUCGCUAUGGCCCUCCAUCACUGACCGCACCUUCACCCCAGCAUGCGUCGUCGUAGACGGUAACUGGUCCCGCGACGCAGCACACACCUGGCUUAGAGCCGGCAAAGCCGUCGGUGCUACAACCGCCUUCGAGCCCGUCAGCACAUCGAAAGCUGCGCGCUUCCUCUCCGGCCCCGCACACGGCACCGCAUCUGACAUCGGGGUGUUCCCGCAGCAUAUCGUCGAUAUCGCGACACCAAACCAGCACGAGCUCGCGGCUAUGCAUGCCACAGCACAGCAAGCGCUGCUGAGCAGGCAGGACUGGUGGGAGGUCAUUGACGCGCUGGGGAUAUCGUCAAGUGGGCUGCGUACGGCGCUGACGCACGCGACGAAUGCGGACUUGGUGGACCAGGGGAUUCCACAGAUGGGCAUUCAGUUGCUGCCUUUCAUACCGACGAUUUUGACGAAAUUGGGGCCCAAGGGUGUGCUGUUGACUAGUUUGCUGCCAAGGGGAGAUGAGAGGUUGCAUAGGGCGGAGUAUAAGCCGUAUGUGCUCAGUAGAACUAAUGUGGAUGGGAGUGGGGUUGGUGGCGUGUAUAUGAGACUAUUUGAGCCACCUGAGGUGUUGGUGGGUGAAGAUGUGGUCAGUGUCAAUGGGGUGGGUGAUACGUUCUUGGGCGCGGUAGUCGCGGGUAUCUUGAAGGGGAGAAGAGUCGAAGAAGUGGUCGGACUGGCACAGAGGGCUGCUGGACUUACGUUGAGGAGUAAAGAGGCUGUUAGUCCUGAGUUAAGGAGUAUUGCUCAUUUGUUUUGAAGUUCGGUAUAUGGUAACAUGUACAAUACAGAUUGGAUGUAAGAUCAGGGGCUUCUAAAGCGAAUAUGCUCAACGCCCACUUAUAGCACAAAACUCCAAUAUAUGGCAUC